AUGCUCGCAUAUGUUGUCGGAUUCCUCGCUAUAUGGGGGGUGGCAUAUGCCGCUCCUAGGCAAUCAUCUCCCACCGCCGCAGUCCGCAAUGGAACCUACACUGGUGUAUACAGCGCUGGGUACGAUCAAGAUUUCUUCCUUGGUAUGCCCUACGCCCAGCAGCCUGUCGGAAACCUGCGCUUUACAGUGCCACAGUCAUUGAACGAGAGCUGGAGCGAGGCGCGUAAUGCGAAAGAAUAUUCUGAUAUCUGCGUGGGGUAUGGGACGGAUUCUAUCUGGUAUCCCCAAUCUGAGGCUUGCUUGACCAUCAACGUCAUCCGCAGCUCGUCUGUCACCAAAAACUCAAAGCUCCCCGUAGGAGUCUGGAUCCACGGCGGUGGAUUCUUCGAAGGCUCAGGAUCGGACGACCGAUACAACAUGUCGGCGAUUGUUGCGAAUGCCGAGAAGAUUGGUAAACCGUUCAUCGCCGUCAGUCUCAACUACAGACUCUCAGCCUGGGGCUUCAUCAGCUCAAGUCAAGUCUGGGGCAGUGGAAAUACCAAUCUUGGACUGAGAGAUCAGAGGCUGGCACUUGAAUGGGUCCAGGAGAACAUCGCUGCCUUUGGUGGUGAUCCUAGCAAGGUUACCAUCUGGGGUGAAUCUGCCGGUGCCAUGUCAGUAGGUUAUCAUCUGACAGCAUAUGGAGGCCGAGACGACAAGCUGUUCCGAGCAGCAAUCAUGGAAUCGGGCGGGUCUAUUGCUGCUAAACCGUCCAACUACACUACAUUCCAGGCCACCUACGACGAACUGGUAUCUAAAGUGAAUUGUGGUGACGAAGCGGAUACGCUGCAAUGCCUGCGCGAAGUGUCUUUCGAGAUCCUCAAUUCGGUUCUGAAUGGUACCGAUGGCUCCUCUGACUAUAAUUUUUGGCCAGUGGUAGACGGUGACUUGGUUCAGAACUGGGGCAGUAUCCAACUGGAUGAGCACGAGUUCAUCAAGGUUCCUAUUCUCGCUGGCACUAACACAGAUGAAGGAACUGCAUUUGGUCCAACAGGAAUCAACACUACGGAGCAGUGGUAUGAAUAUCUGACUGAUGGUGAAUUUGACUUCCAGACGCCCCCGUCUGUUGCAAAGGAGAUCCUCAAGCUGUAUCCCGAUGAUCCAUCUCUGGGAAUCCCGGAAUUCCUCGGCGACAAGCGUGUCCCAUCAAUGGGCUACGAAUGGCGACGAACAUCCGCGUUCGCGGGUGACUUUACCAUGCACGCGAACCGCCGCCGCCAGUGUGAAGUAUGGUCGGAAACAUCUACACCGGCAUAUUGCUACCGCUUCAACGUACACUCAGCCGACGUACCACUCAUUGUGGGCGUAACCCACUUCGAGGAAGUUUCCUUUGUGUUCCACAACAUUGCCGGGAUGGGUUACCACUACGGAAAGCCAUUCGCCGGCGUACCACAGUCAUACAUUGAUCUCAGCACUAUGAUGACUAGCAUGUGGGCAUCCUUCAUCCACGACCUUGACCCGAACUCGGGAGUGGUGAACAAGUCGGUGCAUUGGGAGGCAUACGGGACAAACAAGCCCGUCGACCUGUUGCUGAAUGCCAAUACGACUAGCCACAUGGAGGCGGAUACGUGGCGCAAAGAAGGCAUUGAUUACAUCAUGUCGAACGCGAAGGCCUUCUGGAGAUAA
This is a messenger RNA of Penicillium atrosanguineum, 1665 nucleotides long. RefSeq lists its product as uncharacterized. The transcript is spliced from 4 exons. The coding region runs from base 1 to 1665 and encodes 554 amino acids. NCBI's taxonomy places the organism in Eukaryota, Fungi, Ascomycota, Eurotiomycetes, Eurotiales, Aspergillaceae. The record is from RefSeq and is a predicted model, not a curated record.